Pecten maximus is the source of this 5423-nucleotide messenger RNA. RefSeq lists its product as uncharacterized. Gene Ontology annotation, biological process: signal transduction. Lineage: Eukaryota; Metazoa; Mollusca; Bivalvia; Pectinida; Pectinidae. Gene Ontology annotation, cellular component: cell surface. The transcript has 8 exons. The record is from RefSeq and is a predicted model, not a curated record. Bases 2 to 1348 code for a protein of 448 amino acids.
GAUGGUGAAUUCUAUUACAAACACAGCCUUCCUUCUGACGGAUGUCCUACAGGCAGCUGUAGACAAUGGGGACUUUACCAUACAGGGGGCUGAUGCAGAUGUGAUGUCUUUAGAAAUAUCUUUACGAGGGCCUGUCUGUCUGGAAGGGUACCAAGUGGCUGGGAAUUACUGUGUUGAGUGUGGGCCUGGAACAUACUUCUCUACAGUGACCAAGACAUGUCAAUCUUGUGCUAGAGGUCAAUACCAAAACCUUUGGGGACAGACCAGCUGUAAGAUGUGUCCAAACAGCUCCCCCAUCACCUGGGGUCAGGGGUCAACGUCUGUCUCCAACUGUUACAUUGCAUGUGGCAGUGGACAUUACUAUGACUACCGGGAUGGCAUGAAAGCUUGUCUAGCCUGCCCUAAAGGUACCUACCAGCCGGUUAAUGGAACCUUCUAUUGCAUGGAGUGUGACAUUGGACUUACUACAGCUAAAACCAGAACAAAAAACAGCCGAGACUGCAUUGAUCCCGACUUGAUCACUACAGAGUCCACGACAGUAGACAACAACGCAGUUGUCGGCCAAAGCAUGGCAGAAGACACAGGAUUAUCAGAUGAGAUUGUCAUCGCUAUAGCCAUCCUUUGUUUCUUCAUACUCAUCGUCUUAGUCAUCUUCAUCUUAAUAUGUAUUUGUAAAAACAAAAUUUCCUUUCUGCAAUCUAAUGAUAUAACUGAAGAAGAGAUAUCACAGAAAAGCAGAUUUGGGGAGGCAAAAAUAGACUUCAUUACUAGACGACUCAAUAAAGUUCGGCAUCAGAGAGGCGCUCAGCCCAUUUAUGAGAAACGACACCAACGUCAUUCUUUCCGUCACCAUGACAACAUGUCUUACUACGAGGACGAUCCAAUGUCGCCCAGGCAUUACCAGAACAUGCCUCCAAGUAGUCAUCGGUAUCCAAGGGAAAACGAGAGUUAUGCCCACUCCAUACAAUUACGCAGAUAUGAGGAAUCAUUAACAGACGGAUACUCUCCCAGGAGAAGUAGGACAAGAAAACUUUCUCCUCUGGAUGGUGCCAGGACUGCUGACCUCGUCACCAAGUCAAAAUCUAAAAAGAAACGUCGGAGUGAAGACGGGACUAAAAAACGUGUAAAAAAGAGUUCUCGGAACUCUGAAGCUCCGAUUAAAACUGAGGUACCACUCAAUCAGUUACCAGAUAGUUCCAAACUAAAGGAAGCUGGCUGGUCAAACAACACUGCCAGGAACGCGCCAGCAGCUGAACCUAAACCAGAAGUUCAUCCGAACGCAUUCAGUGACUCGGAGGCCAGUGAUGUUGACAUAAUCAAGAAAUCAAAGAAAACAUCCAAGGCUUAAUAUAGUGCUUAUUUUUCUAGAUUUUAGUUUGAUAUUUCAUCAAAUGAUAUUUAGGUUGGAUAUUAUAUCUUUUUUUUUUGCCUCGAUAUAUCUCUUGUUUCUACCUGGCAAUUAAAUACCCAGCUAGCUUAUAUAGAGUUACAAAUAUCCUCAAAGCCUGAUUAGAUAUUACAUGUAUAUGGAUUGCUUCAUCAUCUUUAAAGUUUUACCAACUUAUGUUAUAUAACUUUAUGAGAAAUGAUAGAAAAGAAAACAGAUGACUUAUUUAUGACAUUUUUUAUUAAAUAGAUAGAUAUAUAUAUCAGUAGCAAGAUAUGGAUUAUUUUAUGAUCUCAAAAGAGUUUUACCAAAGUCUUCAAAGAUCGAGCUUUAUCUCUUAUCAAAUUGUUCAAAUAAGAUUUCCUUGGAUGCCAGAAAAGCAGGUGGAGCCUACAUCAAAUAUUGGGAUAGAAAUUGAAAUUAAAUCUUGCACCAGCACUAAUUAGAAAAUAAAUAAUAAAAAACAAUGUUUUUGAUAUGAUGAGGAAAACAUUUUUACCAUGAUGUCCUUAUAAUUGUUUCAUGUAUUUAACAAAACUAAUAUUAUUUGUUGUGAUUUAGAUAUAUGUUACUCAUGUACAGCUAAAAGUUAUAGUUGUCUUAUAGUGGUGAAGUCGGGGUUGGGUUGAAAUGUAAUAUUUAAUUUGAUUUAGUUUUAAAUCAGUUUAAUUUAAAUAUGUAAUGUGUCGGGUGAUAUUAUAUAUAGUAAUGAAUAUUAUACAAUAAUGACACUUUGUCAUAAAUCUUUGUAUCAUUGAACAUUUAAUUAUCAAAACCUGAGCAAAGAAAGCGAAAGUUUUGAUCACACAUCAUUUAAACUGCAUCUUAUUACAUGAUAUUCACACCAUGUCAUUAAUAUCACAUGUUUGAUAAAACAUCAUAUUGCACUCGGGCAUAACUUGACAGAAUGUGUCUGACAAAUCUGAUUGGCUGAAAUUACGCUAGGUCAAAAGGGCACUUGCACCAGCAUGCAAACAAUGUUUUAUCACUUUAGCAGAAUUUACAUAGAUGUUAUAUGGAAUAACACAUAUUGCUGUUAAUCGGAUGUAGACCAAUCAGCAUCUGGUACAAAACUGAAAAGAACUAGUGAUCAUCAUGAUUAUAAGUCCACAUAUAUAUUUACAGGGUUUUGGAACAUCUGUGUGUAGACACUUACUUGUCCCGAGUACUACUGUUACAGUUCAUAAUAUCUUGUACUAGUGAUAUGAUGAAUGGAGUUGUCCCCAAUUAAUUGAUUACAUGAAUAGUUUUUGGAGCAAAAUUUCUUAUUUUCUCAAAAAAAAUCAAAAUGCUUUGAUAUAAGUACCUUUGGGAAGCUUUGUUUGGCUGAUUUAUUUAGUAUUCUAAAGAGUUAUGCCCCUUUAUACAUUCUCCGCAUAACUUCGAUGAAGGAAUUUACUUGUAGACCUUCAUUUAGAUUAAUUACUAUUUAAAUCAUUGAUGACACAAUGUGCUAUAUCUUGCAACUCAUACUGAGGAAAAGAAACGAAAAUUAUUGUAUUAUUUUUAUUGUGAGAUAUUUUACACAUACAUGUAAUGUAGAAAUCUUUUAACAUUCUCUACCUUAAAAUGGUAUUUUAAUAGAUUUUUAUUAGAAAAGUGUGAAAAUGUUGUGAUAUUUAUAUGGUUUUUUUUUAUAUAAAACUUUUAUACCAAAUAAUUUGAAAUGUGAAUGGUACAUGUAGAUUGUAUUUAUACUCUAGUCCUGUUUUAGUUUGAUCUUGGAAAAUUGACAUAAUUUAUCAGAAAUUAUACAAUAUUUAGUACAUAAAAAAUCAUUGGAAUGGGUAAAUCAUAAAUUAUUAUUUUUUACUAACACUAUGCAAACUUAAAAAUAUAAAUCAAAUAUUAGAUAAUUCAAAAGAAUUCCUAGUAUUUUAUUCCAUGUAUAUUUUACAUAUGAAGUAAUUAUAUGUUUUAUCUUGCUGAUGAGUAGAGUAUUGUAUACUGUGUUUCAUGAAGUAUCAUUUUACUAUUACCAUUGUCUUGUCAUUUAUUACAAUUUUUGUUGUACAGUUUAUUAGGCGAUGUUUUAGUUUAAUUUAGCUUGAAAGAUAAUUGCUUUGAUAAUUAGCCUUUUUUAAAGGAAAAUGAUUUAGAUGUAUUUAUUAAUUUGUAAGAAAACUGAUUUAUAAGUGCCAUAUAGCUUUGUAGGAAUCAUUUCAUGUUAAACCAAAGCAUGUUUCCUGAGUAGUUAGUAAAUGCUACGCACUAGUGUACUAGUCUAUGGAAUGAUAACUUCAUAGGGUUUACCCUGUUGUCUUUGAUUUUCUGCCUGUUAGAUCUAUAAUGACAUUAUACAAUUAUUAAAGAAAAAAAAGAAUAUUUUGUGAAUUCUUUCAGAAUGUAAACAAUGCUGAAUGGUAUCUUCUUUUCAUGAUUCCCCUAUUUAACCUAUGAUGAUAUAGAUAAUUUCAAGGGAAAUAACUCUUGUCAAGAAGCCAGUAAUUUGUGAAUCCUACCACGAUUUGUCAUUCCCUGCAUUCGAUAGUGAAUUCCAAAAAGGAAGACAUAUCUCUAAGUAGACAAACUCUGAGGUGAUACAUUUUGAUUAUGAUGCAAUCUUUAUUUAGAUUUUAAUAUUUUGAGUAUGAAAAUUGAAUAACUGACGUGUAUUAAUACUAAAGUAGUACACAUAGGUAAUACACAUUUCAUUGUCUUAUAUUAUAUAAUAAUGGUGGGUUUUAAAAUAAUUUCAUUACAAUACGAGAAAUAUUUGUUUCAAUCUGUUGCUUUUUUCAUGAUUGAACCUGACCUCAAUCUGUAAUGCUUACAUUUGUACAUUGACCUUUGACCCCUAAGGUUACUGUGAUAUUUGUUAUACAUAUGUGAUUGUACUGCUUAAAAGGAAUAUAUGUUAUUUACAUCUGUGUCGAACUGUCUGUGAUAAGAACUAACAUAACUGUGAUAUGUAUCUAUUUGAUGUAAAUAUACCUAGCUUUUUUUAUCUUGCACAUUAUAUAAUGAGUUUGCUUGCCUAUCACAGGAUUUGCAGGCCCUGAACAGUUUCCAAGUUUCGACACAAGAGACACUUUGUAAAUGAAAUUAAGUAUUACUCUGUACUCUGUAAAAAUUGUACAUGGAAAAAAAGGCAGAUGAAAAUACAAAAGUUAUGUAAGAUAUUGGAAAAAAGACCCGAUUAUUUUUUUGAUGUUAUGUAUGUUCAAGAGAAGGUUUUAGGCCACCUGGUCUGAAGGACUGGUAAGUUAAGACCAUAGCACAGCGCCAAUCGGUCAAUUUUACACUAUUACAUUAUGCAGUCUUGAACCAUUGAAUAAAUUUCAACCAAAAGUGUGGAGUGUUCUUGGGAGAAUGGGAACUAAUUUUGUAUAAAGGUGUGCCUGCUGUCAAGGAUAGGGGCACAAUAUGGGAUAUAUAGCAAAUUGGUUAAAAUGCUUUUUAUUUAGCAAUAAAAGGACUUGGUCCAUAUUUUUGGUAUCAAGCAUAGUUGGAAAAAGGGAUCCGAUAUUAUAUAAAAGGUAAAGUCCCGGAUUGUUGCAUGAGUUUGGGCCCAAUCGGGGAAAUAUAGCAAAUUCUUCAUAAUCCUUCUGUAGAUUUCACAACCUUUACUGCCAUAUCCAGGUGACCAAAACAGGCCCACUGGGCAUCUUGUUUGCAUUAUUAUAUCUUUAAAAACUAACGUUGUGUUACAGAAUAUUACUAGAGUCUCAGUUAUUCAUUCAUUAUAUCGGGGCCAAGUGGUUAAGGUGGCUGACACUAGCCCUCCACCUCUGGGUUGCAAGUUGGAAACCUACGUGGGGCAGUUGUCAGGUACUGACUGUAUGCCAGUGGUUUUUCUCUGAAUACUCUGGUUUUCCUUCACCUCCAAAACCUGGCAGGUCCUUAAAUGACCCUGGCUGUUAAUAGGACGUUAAACAAUAAAAAAAAACAACAAACAAACAAACAAUCAUUCAUUAUGUUGCAUCCUGUCUGUUCUUUAACAAUCUAAUCAGUAUUUGUUCUAUCAUCAAAAGUUUUGAUAUGUGUACUUUUUGUUCUCUAUUUUUGGCUAAUAAAUCAGACUUUUUACCAAUAA